This is a messenger RNA of Erpetoichthys calabaricus (reedfish), 5392 nucleotides long. RefSeq names its product formin-like 3 (gene fmnl3). Gene Ontology annotation, cellular component: cytosol. The transcript has 27 exons. Gene Ontology annotation, molecular function: actin filament binding; small GTPase binding. NCBI's taxonomy places the organism in Eukaryota, Metazoa, Chordata, Cladistia, Polypteriformes, Polypteridae. Gene Ontology annotation, biological process: cortical actin cytoskeleton organization; regulation of cell shape; cell migration. The record is from RefSeq and is a predicted model, not a curated record. Bases 621 to 3764 code for a protein of 1047 amino acids.
ACCGCUGCCGCAGCGGGCUCGUCCAGAAGGCGUGGUCAAGUUGCAGAGGCGGGGCCAACCCCUCCGCUGUGAGGUGAUGAAUGGAACGCCGAGGGCUGAGCUGAUGUGCGGUACCGCUCCGGAGCGAAGGUUUAAUGCGAGGAUCCCGUGAUUGUAGCCGCUCAGCAGCCACGUCUGUAAAGAAAUGGGAAGCGGAGGACUGCGGACACGCGGGGGAAUUGAAGGACUAGCCGCUGUCCACGCUCCGGGACGCCUUCCACAUUGGAUUUUGACGGACUCUUAAAAGUUCCGAAGUUUCCUUUGUCGCUUCGGACGGUCGCCUGCUUUUCCAGUGGAGUAUUUGCGUGCGUGCGUGCGUGUGGUUAUUUUUUUACGGGUUUUUUUUUGUUGCUUUUUUCGAGUCUGCGAUCUGUGGAAAGUACUCGCAUUCCCCACCGGGGUUUCCAGUGAUUCUUAUCUUGUAAAUCUUUUAUUAUUUUUUUUUUAUUUGUUUAAAAGUGGAGAUCGUGAAAGUUGUGAGGAGCGCAGCAUCCGCAGCUGGACUCGCCUUGCGAGGGCCCGUCCGUUCCACGCGCAGGAUCUGUUGAUCUUCGAGAGGAAAUCGCCGUCCCGGAGGAGAAAUGGGGAACGUGGAGAGCGUGGAUGGGUCGACGGAGUUCAAGCCGCACAUCCUGCCCCUCAAACUGCCCAUGCCCGAGCAGUGUGAACUGGAGGAGAGGUUCGCGCUAGUGCUGAACUCGAUGAAUCUCCCGCCGGACAAAGCGAGACUGCUGAGGCAAUAUGACAAUGAGAAGAAGUGGGACCUGAUCUGUGACCAGGAGAGAUUUCAAGUGAAGAACCCGCCAUACGCGUACAUUCAGAAGUUACGAGGAUUCCUGGACCCUGGAGUCACCCGGAAGAAGUUCAGACGACGAGUCCAGGAGUCGACCAAAGUGCUGCGGGAGCUGGAGAUCUCACUGCGGACCAAUCACAUCGGGUGGGUUCGUGAGUUUCUCAACGAUGACAAUAAGGGUCUGGAUGUCCUGGUGGAGUACCUCUCCUUCGCCCAGUGCGCUGUCAUGUUUGACUUUGAGGGUCUCGACCCAGGGGAGGACGCCGGCACCUUAGACAAGUCGAGAUCCUGGAGCAGGUCUAUCGAAGAUCUGCACCAGAGCAAUGGGCAGCCGGUCAGCAGCAGCCUGGCACGCUCUGCCCGCCACUCUGUCCUACGGUACAGCACCAUGUCCAGCAGAAAGACCCUGAAGAACUCGAGGCUGGUCAGCCAGAAGGAUGACGUCCACGUUUGCAUCAUGUGCCUACGGGCCAUCAUGAAUUACCAGUACGGGUUCAAUCUGGUUAUGUCGCACCCUCAUGCUGUCAAUGAAAUCGCGCUCAGCUUGAACAACAAGAACGCCAGAACGAAAGCCUUAGUCCUGGAGCUGCUGGCUGCUGUGUGUCUCGUGAGGGGAGGCCAUGAGAUCAUUCUGUCAGCAUUUGACAAUUUCAAGGAGGUCUGUAAGGAGAAGCAGCGAUUCGAGAAGCUCAUGGACUACUUCCAGAACGAGGACUGCAACAUCGACUUCAUGGUGGCCUGCAUGCAGUUCAUCAACAUCGUGGUGCACUCCGUGGAGGACAUGAACUUCAGGGUGCACCUGCAGUUCGAGUUCACCAAACUGGGCCUGGACGACUUCCUUGAGAAAUCGAAACACACAGAGAGUGACAAGCUGGCUGUGCAGAUUCAGGCCUACCUGGACAACGUCUUCGAUGUGGGUGGACUGCUGGAGGACGCCGAGACCAAAAAUGUGGCGCUGGAGAAGGUUGAGGAGCUGGAGGACCACCUGUCACACCUGACCGAGAAGCUUCUAGACCUGGAGAACGAGAACAUGAUGAGGGUGGCCGAGCUGGAGAAGCAGCUGCUUCAGAAGAACAAGGAGCUCGAGGUCGUGCGGGAGACGUACGAAAUGACGAGCACACAGGUGCAGACGCUGCGCCGCGUGAUCAAGGAGAAGGACGCCGCCUUCCAGCGACACACCAACCUGGAGAAGAAGCUGCAAGAACUCGAGCAGCAGGGGUCCAUCCGCGUGCGCAAGCAGGCUGACGGGGACAUCGACAUCCUGCCAAUCGGGGGUGGGGAGGGGUUUGAGCUAGUAGGUGUUGUGCCAGCAGAGGUGCCCACUCCUGCACAGGAAAUGCUGCCACCGCCACCACCACCACCACCGCCGCCUCCACCUCCACCACCACCUCCACCAUUGCCGUCAGCCCCAGGUGAUUUCCUCCCGGCUUUGGCUCCUCCCCCUCCACCCCCACCUCCGGCAGCCCCGCCCCUUCCUGGAGCAUCACCCUCGGUCAUCCUCAGCGUCGGCCUGUCUGCCAUACGUAUCAAGAAGCCCAUCAAAACGAAAUUCCGGCUGCCCGUCUUCAACUGGACGGCCCUGAAGCCGAACCAAAUCAACGGCACUGUAUUUAAUGAAAUCGACGACGAGCGGAUUCUAGAGGAGCUGGAUCUGGACCGCUUUGAGGAGCUCUUCAAAACUAAGGCCCAGGGGCCUGUCGUUGACUUGUCCUGCACGAAAGGCAAAGUGACCCAGAAGCCGAUCAACAAGGUGACCCUCCUGGAAGCCAACCGGUCCAAGAACCUGGCCAUAACACUACGAAAGGCGGGCAAGAAUACGGAGGAGAUCUGCAAAGCCAUUCACACGUUUGACCUAAAGGCUUUGCCCAUCGACUUCGUCGAGUGCCUGAUGCGCUUCCUGCCCACCGAAGCCGAGGUGAAGCUACUGCGGCAGUACGAGCGGGACCGCAAGCCCCUCGAGGACCUGGCCGAGGAGGACCGCUUCAUGUUGCACUUCAGCAAAAUCGAGAGGCUCACGCAGAGGAUGAGCAUCAUCACCUUUGUGGGCAACUUCGAAGACAACCUGAACAUGCUGACCCCGCAACUCAAUGCCAUCAUCGCGGCAUCAGCAUCAGUGAAAUCCUCUCAGAAGUUGAAACGGAUGCUAGAGAUCAUCCUGGCGCUGGGGAACUACAUGAAUAGCAGCAAGCGAGGCUCUGUCUAUGGGUUCAAAUUGCAGAGUCUGGACCUGCUUCUGGACACAAAGUCCACUGACCGGAAAAUGACCCUGUUGCACUACAUUGCUAUCAUUGUGAAGGAGAAAUAUCCGGAAAUCGCAACUUUCUGGCACGAACUGCACUUUGUUGACAAGGCAGCAGCUGUGUCCCUGGAGAACGUGCUGCUGGACGUGAAGGAGUUGGGCAAAGGAAUGGAGCUGAUCCGACGUGAGUGCAGCCUCCACGACCACAGCGUCCUCAAGAACUUCGUCACCAACAACGAGAGCAGGCUAACCAAGCUGCAGAGGGACGCCAAGACAGCUGAGGAGGCCUUCAAUGCUGUGGUGACCUUCUUUGGCGAGAAUCCCAAGACGACUCCUCCAUCCGUCUUCUUCCCGGUUUUUGUCCGGUUUAUUAAGGCCUACAAGGAAGCGGAGGUGGAGAAUGAGCAGCGGAAGAAGCAGGAGGCGGCCAUGCGGGAGAAGAUGCUGGCACAGGAGGCCAAACAGAAUGAUGCCAAGGUCCAAAGAAACAACAAGCGACAGCAGCAACACGACCUGAUCGUAGAGCUGCGCCGGCGGCAGGCCAAAGAGCACCGGCCCGUGUACGAGGGCAAGGACGGCACCAUCGAGGACAUCAUUACGGUGUUGAAGAGCGUGCCAUUCACGGCACGGACCGCCAAGCGGGGCUCACGCUUCUUCUGCGAUUCGGCCCUCUGUGACGAGUCCAACUGUUAGCGGUCCCCUUGGUUGCCACCAUGACCAGAUCUGAGGAGUCAGCCCUUCCUGCGAGUCGACGCCGUGCUGCGGAGUGGCUGGAGGAGAGAGUGAGCAGAGGGAAAGCUGGUGGUCCGCAGUAGACGUCGUCCGGCUCCGGGACCAACGAAGAUGUACGCAAUGGCCCACCCGAAGGAUGCCAGGCUGCUUGGCGCCGUCUUCACCCAAGCCAAAUAUGCCUUUCUACCGAAGUGCCUCGAGUAUUCGCCAGUAUUAUUGCCACGCUGCAGUGCGUUAGGCUUGACCUUAUUUUAAGGUUUUAUGUUUGUUCUUAAUGUAUUUUAUUUUUUUUUAAUCUUAUGUUUUAUAUCAUAAACUGUAAACUGGACACGCAUGGGCUGGUCGGAGUAGGGGGGCUUGGCUUCAGUGUGGGGUUUUUAAGCACUGGGCCUCCUGGUUUGCUUAUAUCACCCUCCUGUGCACAUAAAAAGGAGGGGCAGACCCCACAACUGCAGCAGUGCCUUGAGCCCCCCCAAUAAAAAGCAGCCAUGCUGUACCCCCUCUCCUAUCCCACCUUUUUAACUUGUGUGACAGUACUGCAUCGUCCAAAACUCGCUCCCCCAAUUCCUACAUAUUGAUUGAUCCCAACUAUGUAUUAUGCCUUACACCGUUACAGAAGACCCCAAAAGCGCAGGGACCCCCAAAACAGAAGGUCCCCAUCACCUAGCUUCACCUUUGCUGUAACUACAUGCUGGUGGUGGUGCUGCCGCCUGUUGGGCGUCCCGGCUCUGUCCCCACUCCUACUGCUAUAAGACCCCAAAAUGCCUGGGCCCCUUCAGGACUCCCCCCCCCUUAGAAGAUCCCCUUCACGUAGCCACACAUUUGCAGUGACUACAGGAGGGUGGUGCUGCCUUUUGGACCUCCCCUCCCAUUACAACUCCGCCCCUCAAUCUGGCCCCGCCCUCACUCCCUGCUAAAGUCCGCCUCUGUGCCUCAGGCCCCACCCCCCCCCCAGACUAAAACAGCAUCAUCCAAAGCCCACAGGGUCCUUUUGCUGCUACACAUUAAGUCUUAAGCCCCCAAAGGUAUUGGAUCGUCAAAUAAGAGCCAAAGCUGCCCCCUCAGCCUAAUAAAGAAGCUGCCCAAACCCACCAUACGCUGCACGUUUACAUUACGCAAGACCCCUUAGCCGAAAAAAGACAUCGGUGUUAUAGCCCCCCUCUCCUUCUAAUAAUGCAACGUUACUGCGUCAUCCAAUUCCCCAAAAUCCUUGUAGACUGAUGCUUCCUCCAAUCCCCCCCCCCCCCCUUUUGAAGGUACCCUUCAACUUUGUAGUAACUACAGCACUUUUGGGCCCCGCCUCCCAUUUUGGCUCCACCCCCCCCACUCAUUGCAGUGUCCACUACAUCAUCAAAAAGACCCCAAACUUGCCCAUCCCCUGUCCCCCUCCGUAUAAAAACGCAGUUCCUUUUUCCCCUCCUGGACUGCAUCAUCCCCCCCCCCAAAACCCAAAAGAAUCCCCUUGUAGGACUGACCACCUUGUCCAGUUAUCUGUUAACUUUUAAACCUCAAAUUCAAUGCACCAAGUAAGACCCCAGCAGCACUUCUUCUUAGGGUCUGACAUCCUUUCCUUAUUUCUCCAUAAUCCU